AUGAAGUUCACUGCGGUCGCUCUCUUUGCAGGCCUUGCCUCUGCCCAGCAAGUCGUCACCCUCUUCGAUGCUGUUUACAGCGUGGUCGAAGACGCGAGAUCGUACCAAAUCGACAUCGACCUACCCACCGUCGUCAACUGCGCUGCCGAGGAAUGGGCCAUCGGCGACCGAUUCACCUGCUCUGACGCGUCCUGGGCUCUGCAGAUUAACGACGAGUAUGGCGUUUCUAUCAGGAUCGAUCACAUCGUAGACGGUGUAACAUACUGCGCUGAUGCUGCGAUUGAGUUCACCGGAGCCAUUCCUGUUUAUCAAAUCCAGGCUUCCAACAUCACUGUUACUCUCGAGCCAGUCUACUAA
Molecule: messenger RNA, 357 nt
Organism: Bipolaris victoriae FI3
Lineage: Eukaryota; Fungi; Ascomycota; Dothideomycetes; Pleosporales; Pleosporaceae
Exons: 2
Coding region: 1-357 (118 amino acids)
Source: RefSeq, a predicted model, not a curated record